ACACUUUAUAUACAUAUAUAUAUAUAAAUAAACACUUUGCAACUUUAUGCCACACGCUCGCAAAUACCAACGUGGUGUUUUCGCUUAACUUGACCUCGAGCUGCAAUUGUUCGCGUCGCAACAAAAGUGGACGACAAAUGGCUGGCUCGGCGCUGCGUCGCCUGAUGGCGGAGUACAAACAGUUAACAAUGGAUCCGCCAGAGGGCAUUGCCGCUGGACCCAUCAGUGAGGACAAUUUCUUUGAAUGGGAGGCGCUGAUUGCCGGACCCGAGGGCACCUGCUUUGAGGGCGGCGUUUUUCCAGCCCGUCUAGUUUUUCCACCCGACUACCCAUUAAGUCCACCAAAAAUGAAAUUCACUUGUGAUAUGUUUCAUCCAAACAUUUUUGCCGAUGGCCGCGUUUGCAUAUCAAUACUACACGCACCCGGCGACGAUCCCAUGGGCUAUGAAUUGUCAGCCGAACGUUGGAGUCCCGUGCAGAGUGUCGAAAAGAUUCUAUUGAGUGUGGUUAGCAUGUUGGCGGAGCCCAAUGAUGAGAGCGGCGCCAAUGUGGAUGCAGCGAUUAUGUGGCGGGAGAGGAGGGACGAAUUCAAUCGCAUCGCACAGCGAUUGGUGCGCAAAACACUCGGUUUGUCAGCCUAAAACAUCGACUGAAGCGACUGGACAGACCCCGGAAUCACAUUAGCAGAGCCGUCACUCGUGUAAGAGCAGCCCCCGCGAGCUCCACAAAAUCCUACUAUACUUUAUCACAAUCUUCAAAGGAAUCGUAACAAAAACUGAUUGCAAAUCCACAAUUCCUCCCAUGUGUAUGUGUAUGUCUAUGUGUGUGCGUGCGUG
Messenger RNA from Drosophila novamexicana, 836 nucleotides. It is a transcript of the gene Ubc7, whose product is annotated as ubiquitin-conjugating enzyme E2 G2. Gene Ontology annotation, cellular component: endoplasmic reticulum; cytosol. The transcript is spliced from 4 exons. The record is from RefSeq and is a predicted model, not a curated record. NCBI's taxonomy places the organism in Eukaryota, Metazoa, Arthropoda, Insecta, Diptera, Drosophilidae. Bases 138 to 641 code for a protein of 167 amino acids.